Messenger RNA from Eutrema salsugineum, 1938 nucleotides. Its product is annotated as branched-chain-amino-acid aminotransferase-like protein 1. NCBI's taxonomy places the organism in Eukaryota, Viridiplantae, Streptophyta, Magnoliopsida, Brassicales, Brassicaceae. Gene Ontology annotation, molecular function: catalytic activity. The transcript has 19 exons. The record is from RefSeq and is a predicted model, not a curated record. Gene Ontology annotation, biological process: carboxylic acid metabolic process. The coding region runs from base 60 to 1745 and encodes 561 amino acids.
ACAAAAGUGAUCACAUAGACCAUAGUUAAGAGUUCCAUUUGGUUUCACCAUCUUUGUUAAUGGCAGAACCGGAAGUGAUUCACUCAUGGUCUGCCCCAAGAUCUCUCAGCACCAGCCUCAUGUACUCCUUUGCACAGAGAGAUGACAUUGAAGUUGUCGACGAGCCGUUGUAUGCAGCAUUUCUUAAAGCUACUGGUGUUGAUCGGCCAUACAGAGACGAGGUUCUCUCCAAGAUGGCGAACAAUGGAGAUAAGGUUGUGAAAGAUAUCAUUUACGGAUCAGGAUCGAAGAAGUACCGGUAUUGUAAGCACAUCUCGAAACAAAGGCUUCUCGGUUUGCCAAGUGAACUGAUGAGUAAAGGAAAGCAUUUCAUAUUGAUACGAAAUCCUCUUAACAUACUGCCUUCCUUUGAGAAAGUACUCCCUCCAUCGUUUUACGAAUUAGGCUUGGGGGAAUUACUGUCGAUAUACAGUGAUCUUUGUCAGAUGGGAACACCACCAGCUGUCAUCGAUGCUGAUGAGCUUCAGCGAGAUCCCGAGACCACACUACGCGGUCUAUGCGAUGAUUUGGAGAUUCCAUUUCAAGCCUCUAUGCUCAAAUGGGAGGCUGGUCCUAUACCAGAAGAUGGAGUAUGGGCACCAUGGUGGUACAAGAGUGUGCACGAAUCAACGGGUUUCUCAUCUCCAAAGAAGUAUCCUCGGACAUUUCCUCUGUCGCAUUACGAUUUGCUGGAGCAAAGUUUACCGCUUUACAACAUUCUUAGGAGCCACUUGAAGCACAAUUCCUCACUCUUGAGCAGUACCUUGCCUACUCCUAGUCUCCCAGUUCCUGAAAACGCAAAACUUCUUGCUUGGGUUGGUGACGAUAUUUUGCCUCGUGAGAUGGCAAAGGUUUCAGUUUUUGACUCGGUUGUACAAGGGGGUGACUCGGUAUGGGAAGGACUUCGGAUUUACAAGGGGAAGAUAUUCAAGCUUGAAGAACAUCUAGAUCGGCUGUUUGAUUCAGCAAAGGCUCUGGCUUUCGACAAUGUUCCAUCGCGUGAAGAGAUAAAAGAAGCUAUCUUCGGAACUCUCAUAGCAAAUGGUAUGUUUGACAAUACACAUAUCAGGUUGUCUCUAACUCGAGGGAAAAAGAUUUAUCCCAACAACCAAGACUGUAAUAAAAUCAUGGCUUGUAAUGGUUUCUUCUUAAUGAACAAUAAAAUGCUUGCGGAAUGGAAGCCUCCAGUGUAUGACAAUGAUGGUGGAAUCGUUCUGGUGACUGCAACUACACGCCGCAAUUCGCCCAAUAAUUUGGAUUCCAAGAUUCAUCACAACAACCUUCUUAAUAACAUACUAGCAAAGAUUGAAAGUAACAAUGCCAAUGCCGCGGACGCCAUUAUGCUUGACAAAGAUGGUUAUGUAUCUGAAACCAAUGCAACCAACAUUUUUAUGGUGAAGAAAGGCUGUGUUCUUACUCCUCACGCAGAUUACUGUCUCCCUGGCAUAACAAGAGCUACUGUCAUGGAACUUGUGGUUAGAGAGAAUUUCAGCUUAGAAGAACGAAGAAUAAGUCUCUCGGAAUUCCAUACAGCUGAUGAGGUAUGGACAACGGGAACUAUGGGAGAACUAAGCCCGGUUGUGAAAAUAGACGGACGUGUGAUUGGUGAUGGAAAAGUUGGACCGGUAACGAGAACACUGCAAAACGCUUACAAGAAACUGACAGAGGAUUCAGGUGUGCCAAUACCUACUUAUCAAGAACCUUGAAAUACCAACAAAAAAAAAAAGAGAAAGAGUGAGAGGGAAGUAAUGAAAGUUACUAAAAUAUCUAUCUGUGAGUAUCAAACUUUUUUGGUUAUGAUUAAGUCAUAGCUUAAUAAAUGCAAGAUUAAAUUAAAAAGCUUCGAUCACAUGACUCAAUUGAGUUUUACCGUUUAUUUAGGAGUUGAACACGAGGAAA